Oikopleura dioica is the source of this 1368-nucleotide messenger RNA. The record is from the annotation of a GenBank genome assembly. Lineage: Eukaryota; Metazoa; Chordata; Appendicularia; Copelata; Oikopleuridae.
AUGCGAUCGAGUAUCGAGGAAGAGAGUAAUGAUGGUGCUCCGAAUGAAUCUGUAAGAAACGAGUUGCCACAGAAAAAGAAAAAAUUGAACGAAUUGGCAAAUGUCAAGUGCUUGGAAUGCCAUUGUACAGGGACAGUGAUGAAAACAAUCGACGGCAUCGUGCUUUUUCCGAACAAGGUGAAGAAAACACUGCUCGAGCUCGGUGGAGGAAUUUUAAUGCCAAAGCUGAGAAAAAUCAAGCCUGUGAAAAGGGUUCAAACCGCAAACCAAAAGGCGAGAAAAUUCGUGGAGGGUUUUAAUGAAGCUAGGGAAAUUGAGGACGACGGAGGAAACGAAGGACUUCUUCAGAGGUCUUUACGGAAGGUAGAUAGAUUCAGAGAGAGAGUCGCAAAGGGGUUCGAUAAUGCGAGAGAUGAAAAAAGAAUGGAGCUUGUGAAAGUGAUGGAGCGAAUUCAUCGAAAAAAGACCAAGACUCCAGCGCGGGAAAUUCCAGAACGAUUCACGGGUUUUUUCUCAGACGAGUUCGAAAAAGACAAUUUCUGGAAAUCGAAUAAACGCUUCUCACUCCAUGGCAACUCAACAAUGCGACAAUUCUCUGUUUACAUGUUGCUUGGAUGCAUAUUCUGGGGAACCGUCGUCGCAAUAACGAAUUAUUAUUCGAUGCUUGCAGCUCGAGUUCAACCAACUUACUUGACCAAUGUUUGUCAAGUCGGUUUCAAGAAAUGCACGCUUACUACUGACAUGGAUUACUGUGCACAUCUUCUUCAUGACUGUAUAAGAACAAGGGAAUUUGAUCAACCAGUUGGAAUUAAACAACCGACAAGAGAACAAGUCGCGCAAAUCGAAUUUUCUGACACAGAAAAUCUCAUAAACAAACGACGAUGCAAGAAACAACAAUUCUAUGCCAUGUUUGACCGGCACACGAAACUGAAAAACUUCAUUUACUCCUCCAAGUUCGACCAAACAAGACUGUUGGUUAUGAGCACAGACUUGCAAACCGCCUUCUCGAUUUCUUUAGAUGGAUCAAUUAAGAAACCAGCAGUUAAUAAGGCACCGACAAAUGACUAUCUUGAGUCGGUCAGACAUGCGUUAAUAAAAGAUGAGCUCUUUAUUUUUGGUGGUAAAUUCGGUGAACACAAAAUUGCGAAACUGAGAGGUUGCUUGUGGGAAGAACAGAAAACACGAUUAAUCAACCCAAUCGGUGAAAAGGGUGCUGCGCUUUCGAUCGACGGUGGUUCCAAAGCAUUACUUUGCUUUCCCUAUAAAGGGACAGAAUGCGAGAUUUUCGACACAAAAACAAUUGUUCCUACUUUCUCAACCAAAUUUUCACAUCAGUCAACACAACUUGCCUUUUACACAGAGUCCUAA